AUGCUGGGAGUUGUAUCGCCCGGCAUAGAAGACAUCGGAUUGCAUGCUCGCCAACCCCCUUUCAUGGCUCCCAAGUACAGAGAGGUCGUCUACUUCUCGACAGUUUAUCCCUUCAGGACGGAUGCAUUACGCAUACUUCGCCUUCGGCUACGUGCCGCCGGGAGCGACCCGAUCUCAUUUGAAACAUUACUCACAAUCAUACAGAGCUGUGCUCGACUUCGAGAGCUCGCACUUGAGUGGAGCCUUGAGCUUGUCCCAUCCGACGCUGCCCUGCUCACGGGCCUGUCAUUCGAAUGUCCGAGUCUGAGAGUGCUCAAGUGCUCAAGUUCCUGGGACAAGCAGCUACAUUUAUGGCUCUCUGGCGCGUCAUCCGCUUUCGACGCCUUGACAAGCUACACAGGAUCCUGGCCGCUCGAAUUCUACGUUGGCCCUCGCACAUCGCUCUCUGCAUACGAGUCAUGGGCCGCGGUAGCGCCCCUGAGCGUCAACGAUACGCGGUACAAUCGUGACGUUCAAGUCAUUUGGUCGCGGUGCUCGACCCAUCGACGUCCCCCGGCGCGAGUUAUCGCUGGACUCGGAUUUCACUCGGCCAAGGACUUCCUCCCGAAGGUCGACACCAUCGCCUUCGAGUAUUUCUAUGAGGCACAUGGCGCACAUGCCACAUACGCGGACUUGAUCAGCACUCUUCCCGCCGAGUUGUCAUACGCCACUUCCAGCAAGGGUCAGGAUAGGCUGCCCCAUUUCUCUUGGGAGACGCACCGCAGCAUACGCUUCGCGAACCCAAUCCUCUGUGACGAUGCACCUCCAGAGCUGAGGAACUACAUGGCACAGUUUAUGGUUGCGUUGAUACCCACGGGUUAG
Peniophora sp. CBMAI 1063 is the source of this 861-nucleotide messenger RNA. NCBI's taxonomy places the organism in Eukaryota, Fungi, Basidiomycota, Agaricomycetes, Russulales, Peniophoraceae. The record is from the annotation of a GenBank genome assembly.